Bolinopsis microptera is the source of this 1702-nucleotide messenger RNA. RefSeq lists its product as uncharacterized. Gene Ontology annotation, molecular function: GTP binding; GTPase activity. The record is from RefSeq and is a predicted model, not a curated record. NCBI's taxonomy places the organism in Eukaryota, Metazoa, Ctenophora, Tentaculata, Lobata, Bolinopsidae. The coding region runs from base 67 to 696 and encodes 209 amino acids. The transcript has 3 exons.
AAUUUGUUUUAAUUUUGAUGUAAAAGAUAUCCCUAGUACGUAAUAACCUAAUCUCAAUAAUUCAGAAUGUCGAAAACUGAUUACGAUUACCAGUUACGGAUAGUAUUGUCAGGUGAAACUGGGGUGGGUAAAACGUGUCUUCUGAACCAGCUAUGUAACAACGAGUUCAUCAUACCUCCACUAACAGUAGGGGUGGAUCAGCAGUACUACACCUUGCAGUUCCAGGGGAUGAAAAUAAAACUUCAGAUAAUUGAUACAGCUGGAAAUCAUCGUUUCAGAGGAAUAACUAAGACGUACUAUAAGGGUGUAGCAGCUGCAAUCAUAGUGUACGAUGUAACACAGAGGCAGACCUUCAGAGAGGUGGAGUCCUGGGUGCAGGACUGUUUGUUGCAAUGUGAACCUAAUACCACUCUCUUGUUGCUCGGCAACAAGUGCGAUAUUGCUGACAAGAGACAAGUCCCCACUGAAGAAGGUCAAGAAUUCGCAAAGAAACACAAAAUGAUAUUCUUCGAAACGAGCGCCCACAACCACAAAGACAUCAUAACGGUGAUUAACGUAAUAGUAGAACACGUUUACUGCACCCUGGUCACCGGUAAAACCCAACUGGGCCAGGUAACCGGGAUUAGAGACAAGUCCAUGGACCCGGGCAUCACGUUAGAACACGAGAUCGAGACAGAAGAUGUACAAUCUGAUUAGCAGUACCACCUGGACACCUUAUCUUAUUGUCUUCUAGAAUGAUCUCAUCAAGUUUUGUUGCGAUAUUGUGUAGCUCUGCGUGCACACAUGUGGUGUUUGCGUUUUCUCUGCUGUUUAACGUUGUAUUUGUGUGUGUGUGUUUCGGGAGUCACUUACACAGACAUGUCAUCUCGGUACGUGAUUCUAGGGUAGCUAGGUACUUACUUAUAAUUACUACACUGUCGUACACACUCACAUUAUUGUAAGAGUUCUAGCUCAUCUCCUCCCAUUAUUAUAUACAGUGUACCUAACCAGUGUACAUUGUUAUAUAAUACAACGCACCUAGUUGUGUGUAUACACUGUUGAUCAUACUACAUGUAUAUAAUAUGGGGUAUAAACUAUAAUAUUAAAACACCACUACACUAUCAUGUGUAAUGUGUAUUAUAAUACUGACCCCUAAGUGUACACUCCCCCUCUUCUUCUUGAUCGUGAUUGGCUGAUUUGUUAAUUAGUGAGGAGUUAUUAAUUAGCUACACGGUGGAAUGUGUAUCUGUUUACACGUGGCAAGACGUACGAGAGUUGAGGCACAUCUAGGUGUGCUCAGUAACUUGGUGUGUAUUGCACCUAAAGCUGGUGCGGUGGUGUGACGUGGGAGUACUUACAAUUGCUGUUUUAUUUAAUUAUGCUAAUAAUUUGUUAUAUCGUGAGGUGACAACUUGGAGAUAUGUAUGUUGCUCGUGAUUGAGACUUUGAGAGAGGGAGCAGCUGGUUAUCUCACGUGUUUGUAUGUUUUGUUAAUAGUUUAAUCACAAUAAUAGGGAAAAUAAUUUCUCUUGGAGAAUUUCUCUUUAGACUCUUAACUUGCGAACAAAUUGAAGCAGCAAACUUUAGGCUAGAAACUUUAUUGAAUUGAAAUAAUCAACAACGUCUUCUUCAGUUCUCAAAUUAUUUGUUAUAUAGUAGUGUUGAAAGUAUUAAUACUUUUUUUUUAAUACUUUCAACACUACUAUAUAACAAAUAAUUUGAG